UUCUUCGGCAUUGAUUUGCUGAUGAUGGUUUUGGUCACUUUUGAAUGCCAUUAUGGUGUUCCAUAUAAAUAUCAUAGUGAUUUUGAAAAUCAUUAUCAUUCGUCUUUAAACUUUGUGGUGAUAUAGAAACAGACAAGAUUGUUACCAAAAUGAAAUUCACAUUGAUUGUUGCUCUUGCCUUAAUUGGAUGCGUUGUAGCCGAUGUCUCACACUUGGGACGUCGUCCAGUGCUUGAUUCAGCCACCCAAGGGCCAAACCCACAAGACAUUGCCACCCCCGAACCCGAAUACAUUGAUAUCGAUCUUCCAGAGCCACCACGACCAGCUCCAGUGCGUGCUGCCGUUGCUCCUCGUGCUCAAGCCCCUGUCUUCAACACCAUUCCAGCCCAUCAUGAACCCGCACCAGCUCAUGUCUACUCACCAACCAGUGGAUACCGUUACAAGCGUCCAGUCUCUUACUACAGACGCACUCAUCGCCUCCGUUACUAAACAAUCUGCCAUAAUGUCUAUUCAAUCGUUGUCAUCAGUUUUCAGUUAAACGUCAUUAACUGCUUUUUGGUUGCGCAAGCUUUUCCAUGUGAUAAAAUUAUGAUGGGAUUAAUGCGAUGACCUCUUAUCAUAAUUGAAAACAUUUAAACAAAGUCUAAUAAAUUAUUUAUAAAUCUCAA
This is a messenger RNA of Eupeodes corollae, 667 nucleotides long. RefSeq lists its product as uncharacterized. The transcript is spliced from 2 exons. NCBI's taxonomy places the organism in Eukaryota, Metazoa, Arthropoda, Insecta, Diptera, Syrphidae. The coding region runs from base 150 to 488 and encodes 112 amino acids. The record is from RefSeq and is a predicted model, not a curated record.